Molecule: messenger RNA, 1869 nt
Organism: Arachis ipaensis
Lineage: Eukaryota; Viridiplantae; Streptophyta; Magnoliopsida; Fabales; Fabaceae
Source: RefSeq, a predicted model, not a curated record
AUGAGGUACGACGCAACCCAAGACCCACAUGAGCAUCUCACGGCCUUUGAGGCCAGAAUGAACCUGGAGGGAGUGGGAGACGAAGUGAGGUGCCGUGCUUUCCCGGUCACUCUGGCGGGACCUGCAAGACGUUUGUUUAACAGCCUCCUACAGGGCUCGGUGGCUAGGUUUUUGGACAUUAGCCGCGCUUUCCUGGCCCAAUUCACUACCAGAAUUGCAAAGGCAAAGCACCCGAUCAACUUGCUCGGGGUGACACAGAGGCCCGGCGAGCCGACCAGAAAAUAUUUGGACCGGUUCAACGACGAGUGCUUGGAGAUCGACAGGCUAACUGAUUCGGUAGCCAGCCUGUGUUUGAUGAAUGGACUUCUGAACGAGGAUUUUAGGAAGCAUCUCACCACGAAGCCGAUGUGGACGAUAAGUCAGUCAAGUCGUGACUGCCAACAAGCGGCAGCCCGCCUACAACCAGCCUCGGCAGCAUGGUGGCGGGGAAAGGGUGAAGAAGCACGCCAGAGACAGCGGGCCGGCCAAGACAUCCAGGCCAUUUCCCCGAGUAGGGAAGUUCACCAACUACACCCCCUCACCGUCCCUAUCAUAGAAGUUUAUCAGCAGAUAGCCGAGAAGAGAAUUUUAUCAAAGCCCCGACCUCUAAAGGACAGAAUCGGGGGGAACAAAAGCCUCUAUUGUGAUUAUCAUAAGGGCUACGGACAUAAGACACAGGAUUGUUUCGACCUGAAGGAUGCGCUAGAACAAGUGAUCCGAUAUGGAAAGCUGGCCGAAUUUUCCCACCUCAUCAGGGAGCCGAGGAGACGGGAUCGCCACCGCGAGGGAGAGGACAAGACCUGCACAGUGAAGCGACGUCAGGAGACAGAGGACAACGAGCACGACCUUACCAUAGUAAACGUGGUAACAGCAAGAGACGCGGCUCCGAGGUCGAGGUCGGCACACAAGAAGGACGCCAAAGUCCUGGCAGUCUCCUCCUCUUCCGUGCGAAGCUCCAAGAGGGUUCCGCCCAUCUCGUUCGGAUCGGAGGACCAAUGGUUCGACGAGGUCGCGGAAAACCCUCCUAUGGUCAUUACGGCCAGAGUGGGAACCGGCCUCAUCAAGCGGAUCUUCGUAGACACCGGGGCUGACUCGAAUAUCAUGUUCCGUAAUGUGUUUGAUGCCUUGGGUCUUCGGGAUGCCGACUUAAGGACUCAUCAGCACGGUGUAAUAGGCUUGGGCGACCACUUUAUCAAGCCCGACGGGAUAAUUUCCCUGCCAGUAUCCGUUGGACUAGGACAGGGAAGAAGAUCGGUAAUGGCUGAGUUCGUGGUUCUGCGAGACUCCACGGCCUACAACGUCAUCCUAGGAAGAAAGACUAUUAACGAUCUCGGGACAGUGAUCAGUAGAAAUAUGUUGGUAAUGAAGUUCAUCACUGACGACGGAUCCGUUGGAUCCACAAAGGGAGACUUGGAAACGGCAGUCACUUGCGACAAUGCCAGCCUCUUCUUAAGGAAGAAAUCCAAGGAAGCAUCGGGAGUAUUCCUCGCCAACCUGGAUGCUAGAGUCGUUGAAAAACCCAGACCCGAACCGGAAGGGAACUUAGAAAGGUUUAGGGUUGGCAACACAGAGGAAAAAUUCACUUUCGUGAACAGGAAUCUCCCACACGACAUGAAGGAACCCUUAAUAGAAACGAUAAGGGCUAACGGCGACUUAUUUGCUUGGACGCCAGCUGACAUGCCGGGGAUAGACCCCCAGCUCAUGUCGCAUCGCUUGGCCAUCAAAGCGGGGGCCAGGGCGAUCGCUCAGAGGAGAAGGAAAAUGUCACAAGAAAGGGCAGAGGAGGUGGCCAGGCAGACGGCCAGCCUUCUCGAAGCGGGAUUUAUCUAG